Microdochium trichocladiopsis is the source of this 1772-nucleotide messenger RNA. RefSeq lists its product as uncharacterized. Gene Ontology annotation, molecular function: FAD binding. The record is from RefSeq and is a predicted model, not a curated record. The transcript is spliced from 2 exons. Bases 1 to 1659 code for a protein of 552 amino acids. NCBI's taxonomy places the organism in Eukaryota, Fungi, Ascomycota, Sordariomycetes, Xylariales, Microdochiaceae.
AUGCUUUAUACCAGCGCCCUCUCGACUCCGACCUUGGUGGCCGCCGCCGCCGCCGCCCUCGUUGCUCGCCUCGCCGCGCUGCCGCCGCCCGCAGCGUACAUCUCAGAGCUCGCCGCGGCCCUGCCGGGGGGCCGCGUUGUGCUGCCCCAGGACCAGCCCGAGGCCUUCACCACGGCCAUCGACGGGCAUUUUUCACUGCAGAAUCGCGACAUGCAGUUCGAGCCCGCUUGUGUCGUCCAGCCGCGCGACGUCGACGAGCUCAGCAUCGCGGUGCGGCACCUCGCCCGGGAGCACACCCUCCGCCGCAAUAGCAACAACAGCAGCAUCGCUGGCCAUGGGCUCUUUGCGGUCCGCUGUACGGGCGCGAAUCCGGCGCAGGGCGUGGCCGGCGCUCGGGACGGGGUCCUGCUGGACCUCUCGCGGCUGAGCACCCUCGCCCUCUCGGCGGACCAGACGGAGCUCCGUGUGGGCGGCGGAUGCACGUGGGAGGCCGUCUACCACUUCCUCGAUCCGCAGGGCCUCACCGUCGUGGGCGGGCGCUCGACCCCCGUUGGCGUGGGCGGCUCGACGCUGGGCGGUGGCAUCUCGUACUUCUCGGGCCACCGCGGGCUCAUGUGCUCCAACGUGGUGCGCUACACGGUCGUCCUUGCCGACGGGCGUGUCGUCGUCGCGUCCGAGGCUGAGAACGCGGACCUCUGGCGGGCACUCAAGGGCGGGCUCAACAACUUUGGCGUCGUCGCCGAGUUUUCCCUCCGCGUGUGCCCGGGCGGCCCCGUGUGGCUGAGCGCCACCGUGACGCCCGCAUUUCUGCAGUCAGACUCGGUCCUGCGCGCGUACCAUGAUGACGCCAUCCAGGCCGCGACGCCCGGCGGCUUUGACCCCAACGUGGCGACGCCCAUCCUGAGUCUUGCCCACAUGCCCGCGUUGGGCAUGUCUCUCUGGGUCACGCAGCUCUUCUACACCGUCCUUCCCUCAUCCUCGUCCUCGUCACCCUCCCCUUCCACUUCCGAUGGGCCUCGUAGGAUCGGCGACAAGACCUGGCCGGCGUACUGGCGCUCCUCGCCGCUAGGCAGGAGGAUCUGGGGCAUCCGCACGGCCCGCGGCACCUUCUCGCACGCCGAUGCCGUGCGCCAAAACGGCCUCAUGUCCCCAGCUGGCCUGCGCCAGGCGUACUGCGUCACGGGCUUCCGGAUGGACCUGCCUACGCUGCGCGCCGCCGUCGCCGUCUUUGACAAGCACAAGACUCGGCUGUCCGCGCUCAAGGCCACCGACACGGCGUUCUGCAUCGUCUUCCAGACCCUCAAUCCGCGCUGGGUCAACAAGGGUGACCCCAAUUCUCUCGGCCUCGAGGGAGACACAAUCAAGGACCCCGUCGUGAUAGUCCUCUUCUGCUGCAGCUGGGUCGAUGUCCAGCACGACGGAAUUGUCAAGAGAGUCAUGCAGGACUGUGUUGACGAGACCGAGGCGGCGAGUAGACAGCUGGGCAGUGAGCACCGGUAUCGCUUCGCCAAUUACGCCAGUGAGUGGCAGAGGCCGCUGGGCGGCUACGGCGAGGAGAAUUUGCGGUUCCUGAGAGAGGUGAGCAAGCAGUACGAUCCGGAAGGCCUGUUCCAGACAGGGUGUCUAGGCGGGUACAAGUUAGGACGGGAGGAUCUCUAAGGUUUUUGCCGGAUUGUCUAGGCAACAACGAGCGCCUUUUAGAGCCGGGGGAAUAGUCUGUCGCGGGGCUCUGGCGAGAGGAUCUCGAUCGCCAACUGUUCUGGGCCAGCCGC